This is a messenger RNA of Spinacia oleracea (spinach), 2406 nucleotides long. RefSeq lists its product as uncharacterized. Lineage: Eukaryota; Viridiplantae; Streptophyta; Magnoliopsida; Caryophyllales; Amaranthaceae. Gene Ontology annotation, molecular function: catalytic activity. The transcript is spliced from 7 exons. The record is from RefSeq and is a predicted model, not a curated record. The coding region runs from base 445 to 2022 and encodes 525 amino acids.
ACAAUUUGGGCCUUAAAAUUUUACUUGGGCUGAAUUAAGCAAUUGAGCUAAGCGGUCUACAAGAUUCAAGCUUGAGUUUUUAUAGGCUUGUCGAGUUUCAAGCUCGAGCGGAGUCGAGCUCGAGUUGAGUCGAGUCUUGUACCGAGCUCGAGCUCGAGCUCAAAUUUUCAGGCUCGUCGAACUUCGAGCUCGAGCCGAGCCUAUGCUUAAGAGUUUCGAGCUCGAGCCGAGCCUACCUAAGCUCGGUCUCGGCUCGGCUCGGCUCAUUAACACCCCUAGUAGUCAGAUAUUAACACACUCCGUACUAAAACCCCGGGAAAAUUGGGGUCUUUGGAUCUCCUCCAAAUAUUCUUCCCCGUUUCUCUCUCAUCAAUCUUGAUCCAUUUUCAACUCAAUUUUAGUAACUCUGAGAUAAACCCAGAAGAGAGAAUCCAUUAAAAUGGAAUGAUUAUGAAUUUGAAAAAGAUGAAGAUUUCAGUGUUAAUUUCAGUUGGGGUUUUCUUGUUUGCCCUAUUUUUUCUCUCCUCAUCAACCGCACAAACUACGACUAAGGAGGACUGCAAGGCAUGGCUGGUUCAAUCAAUCCCCACCGACAUGUCUCAUCUCUCUCUGAUUCCCGGAGUUCUUUCCACUGCUGAUGUCUUCCGGUGGUUGGCUGGUAACUCAACUAAAAAGCUGGAUAUCAUGGCUCAAUACUGGCAAUUGGUUGCUGGACCAGAAAAUCCUCUUUCAGGGGAUUAUGGUUACUCAGAAGAAGAAAUGGAAAGCUUUGGUGCUCAAGAAGGUUUUGGUGUAUAUAAAGCCAUUGUUAAGGCUGCUGACCGCAAUGUCAAUCUCAGGCUUUUGCAGCACUCAGGUGUGUAUCCUGAUUAUACCAAAGAACCAUCUGACCUUGCGAUAGGAAGACCAAAUGUGAAGAACGUUACACUAUUACUUGGCAAAUGGUGGGGAUCUGGCAUAGUUCAUGCUAAAGUUUGGAUAUCAGAUGAACGUGAUGUAUACAUUGGAUCUGCCAACAAUGACUGGAAAUCUCUCACUCAGGUUAAAGAAGCUGGUGUCUACAUUUCUAAUUGUCCAAGUAUUGCCAAGAAGGUCGAGAUUUACUAUAACAACUUGUGGACACUUGGUUCACUGGAUGCAUCAGCACAUACAAUAACAACCUGGGAUCGACGUUGGCAGAUAAAUAGAACAGUUCCUUGUUGGUCGCAUUUUGUUGCUCCAGAAGAAAGAUGCAAAUCUCCUCUUCCUCAUGAUUAUGUCAAUAUCAAACAUGUAUAUGGAUACCCUUUGCUCUCAGACCCUCAUAUGUUUCAGCUACCUAUUCAGACUCCUGGAUACAGCAAUGGUUCAACUCCCCAGCUUUCCUCCAGCUAUCUCUCUUUUGCUCCUCCUGAGCUCUCCUUUGGAAAAUUCCAGACUGAUGAACAAGCAUGGUUGGAUACAAUAACAUCUGUAGGAACUGGAGCUGUUGUUAGAAUCAGUACAAUGGAUUGGCUUGGUCAAUCUCAAUAUACAGAACAAACCGUUUACUGGUCGUCUCUUUCUUCUGCUAUAUCAGAGGUGGUCUUCUCGAAGAAGGCAACAGUCCAGCUCCUUGUGGCACGAUGGGCGCAUUUUAUCAACAACACGGAUCAAUAUUUGAAAUAUCUACUAUACACUAAUGUCUUGUGCCAUUCAUCAAUGUAUAACCACUGCUCAGGCAAAGUGGAAAUCAAAUACUACGAGGUGCCUGGUUACAAUUCAACAGGGCCAGCUGUUAGAAAUGGUACUAAAACAGGGAAUAUGUAUCCUGGUUACACGAGGGUGAAUCAUGGGAAAUAUGCAGUCAGCGAUGUGAGAGCUCACAUUGGGACAAGCAACCUUAUAUGGGAUUAUUUCUAUACAACUGCUGGUAUCAGUUUUGGCACUUACAACCCUGCCAUUGUUUCCCAACUUCAACAAAUCUUUGAUGCUGAUUGGAACUCCCCGUAUGCUGUUUCUGUCGAACCGCUGCAAGAAGUUGAUUCUUAUUCAAGCUGGUGAUGCUCUUCCUCAGCAAAGAGAGGACGCAGACAAGCUGCGCCGCUGCACCAAUUUUUUUGGAUCGUUGGCCUCAGCUGUAUUGCUUUCAGCAUUCUCUUAAACCAUCGGAAAUAUUCCGUCUGUUCAUGGACCUAGAUACUGGAUAAUAUACGAGCACUUGCCGCAUAGGAUGUGUGUUGAUGUUGGAGGAGGGGAGAUUCACUUAGAAAAAUGAACUCUGAUACUUAAGAUGCUUGAAAUUCCACCUCCUAAGUCCUAACAUCAUUAAAUCUAUUUUCGUGAACAUCCUUCACAAGUGAGUUUUUUUUUGUACAUUUCUCCGGUUCAGACUCUUGUUUGAUAACCAUAAAUCAUUCCAUUUACAUGAGUUUUUAUUUCUUACAA